Messenger RNA from Odontomachus brunneus, 2109 nucleotides. It is a transcript of the gene betaggt-I, whose product is annotated as geranylgeranyl transferase type-1 subunit beta. The coding region runs from base 377 to 1411 and encodes 344 amino acids. Gene Ontology annotation, molecular function: CAAX-protein geranylgeranyltransferase activity. The record is from RefSeq and is a predicted model, not a curated record. NCBI's taxonomy places the organism in Eukaryota, Metazoa, Arthropoda, Insecta, Hymenoptera, Formicidae. The transcript is spliced from 4 exons. Gene Ontology annotation, cellular component: CAAX-protein geranylgeranyltransferase complex. Gene Ontology annotation, biological process: protein geranylgeranylation.
AAUGCAGCCUCUGUGUCUAGGGAUUUUCUGAAUGCUUGGCACUGUCUCCUGCGCAUCCGCAAUUUCACUCCCGAAAGUUGAUAUUCCAUACCGCAGCAGUUCUCAACUGGUUUCACCCGCCAGAUUUAAUUUUGAAACCAAAGAAAACCAAAACAACAUGCGGCGACCGGAUAAGAAAGUACGUAACGAAUCUGUACGAUUUCGAGAGUUCUGACGGGACGAGCAAGAGAGAUAGAGAGAACACAACUGAUAAACAUUACGCACACAAGUGGUGAAUUUUACACCGGGACGCGGCGGAAAUUCUCGUCGAAACUCGGCGAGAAACGCACGUACCACUGAUUACGAGCGAUUUCAAUUUCUAAGAGCAUCAGCAAUCAUGCCGCCGAAAUUAGCGAGGAAGAUGCACGUCAAAUAUUUCCAGAGGUUACUGCAAAUCAUGCCCAGCGAUCUGGUAGAGUUUGACUCUACUAGAUUGAUGAUCGUAUACUUCGCGUUUUCCGGCCUGGACCUGCUGAAUUCGUUGGAUGAGAUCGGCGAGGAAGCGAAGCUACAGGCGAUUGACUGGAUCUAUGGUCUUCAGGUGCAAGGAGCCGGACCUCGAUCUGGUUUCCAGGCAUCCACGACCAUACCCAAGGACGUCGCGGAGUACCGUUGCGGUCACUUGGCGAUGACUUACACCGGCUUAGUCACUCUGUUAAUCUUGGGCGACGAUUUGAGCCGUGUCGACCGAGAAUCCAUUAUUGAAGGUCUCCGUGCCUGCCAAAACCCUGAUGGAUCCUUUACAGGCAUGGUGAUGGGCUGUGAAAGUGACAUGAGGUUCCUCUACUGUGCCUGCUGUGUCUCUGAAAUCCUGAACGACUGGUCAGGUGUUGACGUCCCAAGAGCCAUCAACUAUAUCUUGCAGAGUAUUUCAUUCGAUGGAGGUAUUGGACAAGGGCCGGGUCUCGAGUCUCACGGAGGAUCUACUUUCUGUGCUGUGGCAAGUCUAGUAUUGAUGAGAAGAUAUUCUCGAGGCAAGGGACUAUCACCAGUACAACUCACUCGUCUGAAGCGUUGGUGCCUUAUGAGACAGGAUGGCGGGUUUCAGGGCAGGCCAGGCAAACCGUCCGACACGUGUUACAGUUUUUGGGUCGGUGCUACGCUCAAUCUACUUGGCAUAAGCUGCUAUUCAGACGCCGAGCAGAAUAAAGCUUUCAUUCUCAAUACUCAAGAUGCACUAAUCGGGGGAUUCGCUAAAUUCGAGAGCACCAGACCCGAUCCUUUGCACGCGUAUUUGGGUCUGUGCGGUUUGAGUCUUCUAGGAUUCCCUGGAGUGCGUCCAAUAAAUGCCAAACUCAACAUCUCUAAGCGAGCAUACGAACAUUUAGAGCAGAUUCACAAAAAAUGGCAGGAGGCAAGUGAAUGUGGCUAGCAAGAAGUUUCCGUCUCAUAUCAAACGCACAGAGACAAAUAUAUCAGACUCAACAUUCUUUUGCAUUUGAUUGAACAUUUAUUUGUAUUUUAUCACAUUCUCUCUGUGCUAGAGUCAUAAUUCUAAAAGUGUCAAUUAACACUAUUAUAAUAAUUACGAUAUACAUUAGUAGCGCUUCGUUACACAUGAUUUGAGCUGCUUGUUGAAUCAUGUGCUUGUUACAGAUACACAUCUAUGUACAUAGAUAAAAAUAUGCAGAUAUUAAUAUAAUUAGGAAAAGAUGCGGACACAUUGCUUUAGAGCGAUGUUUCCCGAGCUACAUCUUGCAAUAAUGAAAAGAGAGUACAAUAUUCUUUUACUUUUUUAAAAAUUAUUUAAGAUAAUUUAAAAUAUAAAAGCUUUUAUUUACCGACUUUGUGAUUGUUUAUUAUUUUGUUACUGAUUGUAUAUUAUAUUCAACAACUAAUUUUUUUUAUUAUACUGUCAAAAAGUAUGAAUAAGCCAGAUGUAUAUGUAUACAUCUAUAUAGAAAGUAAAAUAGAUAUGUAUAUAAUAAUAUGUGACAACGAAAAUUUUGUAGAAUCAAUCCUUUAUAGAGAUGCAUAUUUUUUUACCGAGUUUCAUGCGAUACAAUAGUUUGGGAAGCAUUGCUUUAGAGAAAGGAUAUUAAUAAAAGUGACUUAGGCUAUUGUUUGUAA